This is a messenger RNA of Jatropha curcas, 837 nucleotides long. RefSeq names its product myb domain protein 19 (gene MYB19). The record is from RefSeq and is a predicted model, not a curated record. Lineage: Eukaryota; Viridiplantae; Streptophyta; Magnoliopsida; Malpighiales; Euphorbiaceae.
AUGGGGUGCAAGUCUUCAGACAAACCAAAGACAAAGCCAAAGCACAAGAAAGGCUUAUGGUCACCUGAAGAAGACCAAAGGCUCACAAACUACAUCCUCAAACAUGGACAUGGCUGUUGGAGCUCCGUCCCCAUUAACGCGGGGUUGCAAAGGAAUGGGAAGAGCUGCAGAUUAAGGUGGAUUAAUUACUUAAGACCAGGAUUAAAAAGAGGGAUGUUUUCCUUACAAGAGGAGGAGACAAUCCUCACCCUCCAUCGCCUGUUAGGCAACAAGUGGUCUCAAAUAGCACAGCAUUUGCCUGGAAGAACAGAUAAUGAAAUAAAAAACUAUUGGCAUUCUCAUUUGAAGAAAAAGGUGAUAAAAGCUGAGGGAAUAUUGGAGGAGCUGCCAAAUGCACAAAAAACAAGCUCAUCAUACUAUACUAAUGAUAAUAAUAGUAAUAACAUGCAGGAACCUUCGUCUUCAAUGCAAACUCCAAGUUAUGAAUCAAUAUUAUCUACUGAUCAAUCAGUUCCAUACUCGUUCGACUCUCCUGACAAUAAGCAAGUUAACUAUAAUAACAGGAUUAACUCCAUCCCUAAGCUUAUGUUCGCAGAAUGGCUUUCACUUGACAGCUUUCCGAGUUUAGGGGAUUAUCAGUCGAUGGUUUCCAUUUCGAAGGGCACUACUGCCUUUGAUCAUAAUAAUCCAAGCUUAAUAUUACAGGAUAGUUUCAUGCAAGAUUAUUUAUUGAAUAAUAAUUCUGAUGAGUAUCGUAAUUCGAUAAUUAGCGAUGGGUCUGGUGAUGAGAUUUUCAUUUCAGAGUUCAAUUUGAACAAUGAUUUCAUGUAUAUAUAA